Messenger RNA from Haliaeetus leucocephalus (bald eagle), 3734 nucleotides. It is a transcript of the gene STK17B, whose product is annotated as serine/threonine kinase 17b. Gene Ontology annotation, biological process: intracellular signal transduction; protein phosphorylation; positive regulation of apoptotic process. Gene Ontology annotation, cellular component: nucleus. Gene Ontology annotation, molecular function: protein serine/threonine kinase activity; ATP binding. The coding region runs from base 113 to 1231 and encodes 372 amino acids. The transcript has 8 exons. The record is from RefSeq and is a predicted model, not a curated record. NCBI's taxonomy places the organism in Eukaryota, Metazoa, Chordata, Aves, Accipitriformes, Accipitridae.
GCGGCGGUUGGCGGGCGCGCGGGCCGUUGUGGCGACCGUUGGCCCGUGAGGGGCUUCUUGGGAGUCCGGCGGAGAGAGGUGACUGGUAGAAGAGAGAGACCUGUUCCUGACUAUGUCGAGGAGAAAGUUGGAGAAUAAAAGCUUUUCUGGCUUGUUAGCCACAUCUCUGCAGACACAAAUCAAGACAGACAAUUUCCACAAUUUUUAUAUGCUUGAAUCAAAAGAGCUAGGAAGAGGAAGAUGUGCUGUGGUUAGAAAAUGUAUAGCUAAAUCCACAGGCCAAGAGUAUGCAGCUAAAUUUUUGAAGAAAAGAAGAAGAGGCCAAGACUGCAAAGCAGAGAUUCUUCACGAAAUUGCUGUGCUUGAAUUAAUGAAAUCUAAUCCUCGCAUAGUUAAUCUCCAUGAAGUCUAUGAAACAGCAAAUGACAUCAUUUUAGUGUUGGAAUAUGCUGCUGGAGGAGAAAUAUUUGACUUGUGUGUCCCAGAUCUGGAUGACAGAAUUGGUGAAAGGGAUAUUGUAAGACUUAUAAGACAAAUACUUGAAGGACUUUGCUGCUUGCAUGAAAACAAUAUUGUUCAUCUUGAUUUAAAGCCUCAAAAUAUUUUGCUCAGCAGUGUCAAUCCUCUUGGUGAUGUAAAAAUUGUAGAUUUUGGUAUGUCUCGGAAGCUUGAGAAUUGUAGUGAACUUCGCCAGAUCAUGGGAACAACAGAGUAUCUAGCUCCAGAAAUCUUAAACUACGAUCCUAUUACCACAGCUACAGAUAUGUGGAACAUAGGCGUAAUUUCGUACAUGCUGCUGACACAAGAAUCUCCAUUUGUGGGAGCUGAUAAUCAAGAAACUUACCUUAAUAUAUCUCAAGUUAAUGUGGAUUACUCAGAAGAAACGUUUUCGUCGGUUUCACAGCCUGCCAAAGACUUCAUUCAAAAACUUCUCACAAAAAAUCCGGAGGAAAGACCCACAGCAGAGGCCUGUCUUUCUCAUUUGUGGUUGCAGCAAGGGGAGUUCAUACUCCUGUGUAGCCCUGAAGAAACCUGUUGCUCUUCUCUGAUGCCAGGACACACAACAAAAUGCACAGAAGAGCGAAAUGUAAAAUCCAAUUGUAAUGGUACCUCUAGCAAUAAGGAAGACAAAGAAAACAUUCCAGAGGACAGCAGUACAGUCUCCAAACGUUUCCGUUUUGAUGAAUCAUUGCAGUAUCCCCAAGACUUCAUGACAGACUUCGUAUGUUAAUGUGUAAUAUAGACUUUUAUAAAAUGACUUUAGCAUAAUCUAUUCCGGUGGUGAAUAUAAGAUUAUGGCUUGCCAAUUCAAGCAGCAUUGGCAUACUGGAAAUGCACUUUGAUUCUUUUAUGCUGGUGCUUCCUUUUCUAUCCAUUGCUGGCAAUGGAUUUAACUCCUGAGAAAUUGGGGUGGUUGCACCAAUAAAAUGAAUUAUUUUUUUUAAGAAGAUGUAAUUAAAUAUUUUUGCACUUUUCAAGUUUUAGUCUAAAAAUUAUGCCAGAGUGAACAAACUAAAACCCGAAAAUGAGUUUGUUUAAACUCAAGCUUUGCCAAACAGUGGUUGAAUACAUGCACACUUUUAUGACUAGCCUUAAUAAGAAAAUGGUCUAAGCAGGGAAACUGAAUCUAGCUGACUUACUGAGCUUACUUGUGACCAUUCUCAUAGCUUUAAAUGGAAGCUAAAGUUGGUAUGUUUUGGGAAUAUGAUACAUCUGUUGGGGCCAUUUGGAAAACUGCUUUCUCUGUAGGAUCAUUAGUAGUUAAGGAAAUGUUUCUGCCUUACAGAUCUGGUCCACUUAGGAAUUAUAAUGCAUACUCUGGUUUUCCUGUGUUGGAAAUUAUCUCUGCAAUGCUUGAAUAGAAAACUGGUAGAUUGUCAGUCCUUGUGCUAGUGGUUCUUUGCUUCUUAUCAGUAAGUUACAUUUGAAGAGGAUGAGGGUCCCAUGCUGAUGUGAGUAUUUGAUAAGCUUGUUAGUUUGCUUUCAUAAAAGCUCUGAAAUAGUAUUGUCUACCUGUACGGACCUCUUCCUCAUCUUAAAAAAAACCCAACCAAACAAAAAAACAGAAAAACAAUGCAAAAACAAACCAACAAAACCACCCCACCCCCAACAAAACAGAAAGCCUCUUUAGAGUUAAAAGUAGUAAGUGAAAAAAAUGGAAAUAACCAUUUUUUGCCUGUGAAGCUGCAAUUAAAAGCUUUUCAUUGUGCCCCUCUAAUGUAGAAGUGCAGUGCAUCUUUCUGUCAAUUAUUGUUAUCCAUAAUAAUUUUGCUUCAUGCCUGCUCUGAGAAAUGGACUGCAGUGUGUUAGUAUUUAAAGACAAGCUACUUAAUAGUUGUUUCAAGCCUUUACAUUUGGUUUGUUUAGUGGGUUUGUUAUUUUUUUAAGUUAUAUCCCUUGCACUUCCUGUUUCUAGGCUCUGAGGAAAUAAGGGCUAUGUCAAGUUUUGACUUAGAGGAAAUACCAAUCAUGCCUUAACAGCCUGAAACUAAUACUGACAAGAUAAAAUCCUAAUCGUAACACUGAGGCUGGAAGUCUUUUUGUGUAGGGAAUGUAUUAAAACUCUUAUAAAUAUUUUGAAAGUGAAUGGCACUUUAAAAUACUUUUGGGAUUUUCCACUCCUCAGAGCUUAGACUUAAUUGUCUUUGAUUUGGAUUUGUUUUGUUUUGUAUAAUAAAAUACCACAAUCUGAUAAUCUUUUUCAGUUGUGCCUGUGGACUUGUCAAUAGUUAGGGAGAUUGAGGUUUUGGAACAACAUGAGAUUGAGAGGUGAACAUAAUGAGUGGUAAAAGGUUGUAUUUUAUCUAUCUUCACACAAAGAAGAAACAGGUUUUUUUACAAAUGGAUUUCAAUGUAUCACCAAAAUGGAUGGGGGAAUUCAGGACUGUUGUCUUUAUUUUGGGUGACUCUGAUGUUGACAAGUGAAAAGUCAACUGAGGUGUAAGGCACGUAAGAUUAUCUUUCAGCUUAUGUUUGGCAGAAGAAGUCAAAGUUUUCCAAGACUUAAUCUCAUUGAAAUGAAGUAAUGGAUAUAUUCAGCAUGUAUGAAGCUCAGAUGCCUAGGUAUAAAUGAACCACACUGAGUCUCCUCUAUGUAUUAAUUCUCAUGUAACUUUUUUCAGUGAUACUGAUAAUAAAUAUAAUUACAAAAUGACUUUGCUGGAGGCAGUUGUUGGGUUGUGUUCAGGUACCUUAUACCUUUACUUUUCAAAGUCCUUGGCUUUUCCCAGUUGGAGUCUUAUCUAACCUUUUGGUUUUUUUUCCACCAGCAUGGAGUCCAAUUUGAACUGGGUAAAUUAAAAAUAGAAACUAUUUUAUAGAUACUUAGAAGUUAAAAGUUCACUUAAGAUAAAGAAGAAAAUGUCAAAAAGCUGUGACAGAUAAAGGUAGAAAAGAAUGUUUAUAAAAUCAUUACAUUUUAAAAUUCUGCAAAAAUAUUACUGAACUGAAAUUACAACUGGGAAGCUUGUGAAAGUCUUUUUAUAUUAGUAUUCUAUUUUUAAGAUCUGGAAAAUAAAGGUGAAAGCAUAUGCCAGCACUUUAUGACAAAGUUGUUAUUCUUUAAGGUUUUUAUCAUGGUAUCUGAUGUUUACAUUUCUUACUACUUUUGGAGCUAACUUAUCUUUAAAUUUAAAUGAAUGAAAAUUUGUCUUAUCCAAGGAAGUUAAGUUUUGAAGACUUUAUUUGUACUUUAUAUAAACUUAAAAUAUACCUUGAAUCAGAUUUUAUUUGGA